Molecule: messenger RNA, 843 nt
Organism: Prosopis cineraria
Lineage: Eukaryota; Viridiplantae; Streptophyta; Magnoliopsida; Fabales; Fabaceae
Exons: 1
Coding region: 82-693 (203 amino acids)
Source: RefSeq, a predicted model, not a curated record
CUUCGUCGUCAACGUAACGUAACGAUUAAAGUUGAGGACAUUCUUGAGCUAUAUGACUCUUUCUGGUUCGAGCAUUCAAUCAUGAAAGGAAUGGAGCAUUCAUCAAGUCAUCAUGCAACAAACCUAGAUCAACAAUUGAUUCAAGAGGAACCUUCUGAUUUGAAGAUUUUGGCCAUUCCAGCCAUGGAUUCUAGGUCAAUGAGUGAUAAUAGCUUCAAGCUACUUGAGUCAUUCUCACCAGUCUCUGUUCUUCCGGAUCAUUCAUCUCAUCCAUUUUCAACGAAGAAGAAGGAUUUAACAGAAGAUUCAAGCCUCAUCAUGAUGUUACCAAAGAGGAAGAGGUCAAUUAGAAAGAUGAGAAAGCCCAAGAGCUUACCAGAACUUGAAAUGGAAGAAGUUGAAGGGUUCACAGAUCUGGGUUUUGUUUUCACAGAAGCAGAUAGUAACUCGAGCUUGGCUUCGAUCAUUCCUGGGUUGAAGAGGUUGGGGAAGGAAAAGGAAGAUGAUGAGGUUGACGAGUCAUCGAUUCAUCAGAGACCUUAUCUUUCUGAAACGUGGAAGUUCCUGGAGAGGAAGAAGAAACUAGAGGAGCCAUUAUUGAAUUGGAGACUUCCAGAGGAUACUAGAAACGAAGCAAUCAUGAAAGAUAAUCUGAAAUCGUGGGCUCAAACUGUUGCUUCACUUUUUAAUUAAUUAGAUGAUGAAAUGAAUAAUUCUGUGGGUUUUUUGGUAAGAUUUGUGGCUUUUCAAUUGAGAGAACAACUUGUGUGGAAGAAGCAAGAAGCCACCGGAAGAAACAGAAAUGACGCUUUCUCUAUUUGCUUUCUCAUCAACUUUGUUACG